Messenger RNA from Oncorhynchus mykiss (rainbow trout), 1689 nucleotides. NCBI's taxonomy places the organism in Eukaryota, Metazoa, Chordata, Actinopteri, Salmoniformes, Salmonidae. The record is from RefSeq and is a predicted model, not a curated record.
GUGAGGAAUGUGCUGUGCUCUUUCCCGAGUUCAAUUCCAUCCAUGUUACAAGCAGUAAAUCAGUGGGGACUCCGGCAGCUCCUGUUCUGCCCUCUCCCUCAGGUAGUGGGUGCAGCCAGCGGGAUUUACGCCCAUGAUUCAGACUCACACAGCAGGAAGGGUUACAUCACCAGAGGGCAAACACUCUCUGCCGUUAGGUAGGGAGAAAAACCACAAAACCCCACCUGCUCGUCUUAACCCUCUUCUACACUCACCUGGGUUACUUACAGAGGACACUUUCUCAACCAACAAACCUGACAGGGUCUCUACUGAUAAGGAUUAUAAGACUCAGGUAAGAGACAAGAGUAGCUAGGCUGUUAAAUCCAGGAUUUAGAGAAUUUUCUGGGGAAGUGGCACCAGUUCGCUCUCUCAAGGUUGUUCACAGUGCUUCUCCCACUGCAGUUGAACAAGCCUCAUCAUGUCAGGAGAAACAGUGUCACAGUCUACAGGUAUCAGCCCUAGCCUGGCUUCCUGAUAGAGACAGACGUGUGGGUGUGGGAUACAGAUGCCCUGUGUACACAGCAGUACAGAGCUUUUUUCUAAGACGGUAGACUGCAUUUAGGCUUAAUCUCAGAAGUGAACCAAAGGACAUCAACAGGACCAGGUAAGAUGCCACUGAAGAUGUCUCUGUGCCGUAAGCCAGCCUCGGCCCGCUGGUCUAGGACCCAGAAGCGCAGGGAGGUGCUCUCUGUCAACAUGAUCAGCCUCCCAUUGGCCGACUUCUGCCACGUUGCCCACAUCGGGAACAAUGCCAGCAGUGACAGCUUCGGGGACCUGUCCUUUCUGAAGGGGGGCCACAGCCUGAUACUGCACAGCUCUCAGAGCGAACAUAACCUCUUCCUGGCCUGCUACCCUCCACCCAAACCCCCACGACUUAACCUGGGUGAGGCCGAGGCCCUAAAGAUCCCAGAGUGGACCAGGGCCCACUUGAGCCACAGCGCCUCAGAGAGGAGGAAGGAGUACCGAUCCUUGCCCAUGCUGGACAGUGAGGAGGGCGAGGGGGCGAUCGAGGCCAGUGUUAGCCCCAGCCACGGGGUCAUGGUCAGUAGCCACAGUCCUGGCCGGGGCAGUCUGAGCUCUGGCAGGGAUGGAGAUUCCACUCAGACCUGCCAUGAGAACACACUGCAGCUGGAUGAGGUGGACAACAGCUUCUCCUUCAGCCUGGACCUGGGCCCCUCCAUCCUGGACGAUGUGCUGCAGGUCAUGGACAGGCUCCACUAUUAGAGGAACAGCCAGACAAACAUGGGUCCUCAGCAAGAGACUUCACUGACAUAAUUAUAUGUGACUGGCAUUAGAACACUCUAAUCUGUCCUAGGAUAUGAACAGCUGACAUGAAAAAAAACUCUUGACUUAAAGAAACAAUGUCAGAACAUUUGAAACACCAUGGGGAUAUAAUCUCAAUCUUUGGAUUAGCUGACUGUGGCUGAAUUAUAUAAAAUGCAAUGGACUCAAAGAGUAAUGGAUGAGAUGUGGACAGAACUGUAACUACAAAGAGAUCCUCCUCCAUUUCAUGUGAGGUAAUCUAACCCAGUGGUUCCCAACCUGAGGUACGUAGUGCUUUCGGAAAGUAUUCAGACCCCUUGACUUUUUCCACAUUUUGUUACGUUACAGCUUUAUUCUAACAUGGAUUAAAUCAUCCCCCCCCUUCAA